CACACACCCACCUCUCUAAUACACUGGGUUAAGGGCAUCAGGAGCAUUCUUCCCGGACAUGUGCCCCUGUCACUCAUACACAGACAGGCACACAACCACACCACACCACACACCCAGUUGUGUUUCCACUGUGUCCUCUGUGUUCCCAGCACAAGACUGGCACUCUGCUCUGUUGGUCUUGUCAACGCAGCCCUCCUCCGCCCGUCUGUCUCUGCAGCUUGGAGCAAAGACUUGAACAAUAUCACUGAAUCACCUGCAGCUCUGUGACGUUUUCUGUGGAUUUAAUUUUUUUCAAGUGUUAAAAACCCACUGAUUGUCUUUGUUUUUGGUGGAAGAAACAGCAGAGACAAUCAUCCAGUGUGGAUUUGUAGUUUAGAAGAGGUCCUCUGUGUGGCUGUGUAAGUCUUCCAAAAUGGCGCCCGUGAAAGGCUGGAUGGUGGGGCUCCUGCUGGUCCUCCUGUGCCCGUCCCAGGUCCCGCUCCCUGGACUGGUGAGUGCCCAGGACGUGGCUGAAGCAGAGGAAGGCCUCCAUGCCAGAGAUGUUGAAGAGGUUGUGGCUGAGGAGAGCGAAACCGCUGAGGGUGAUGAUGACGCAGGUGAGGAAGAAGAACAGGUAGAAGAGGAUGAUGAGGGAGAAGCUGAUGAACAAGAGGAAGAGGAGGGUGAGGAAGAGGAAGAAGAGGAUGCUGAGGAGGGUGAAGAGGAAGAAGAGGAUGCUGAGGAGGAGGAGGAGGCUGCCAAUGAGGAAGAGGAGGAGGAUGAUGAGGGAGAGGAUGAUGAUGAUGAUGAGGAGGAAGCGGAGGCUGAUGAGGCAGCAGCUGAGGAUAAUGAUGAUGAUGAUGAGGAGGAGGACGAGGAGGAAGAGGCUGCCGAUGAGGAAGAGGAUGAUGAUGAUGAGGAGGAAGAGGAAGAGGAGGCUGGUGAGGCAGCAGCUGAGGAUGAUGACAAUGAGGAGGAGGAGGGGGAGGCUGCAGAUGAGGAAGAGGAUGAUGAUGAUGAGGAGGAGGAGGAGGAGGAGGGGGAGGCUGCAGAUGAGGAAGAGGAUGAUGAUGAUGAGGAGGAGGAGGAGGAGGAGGGGGAGGCUGCAGAUGAAGAGAAUGAUGAUGAUGAUGAGGAGGAGGAGGAGGAGGAGGAGGAUGAGGCAGCAGAAGAGGAGGAAGAGGAGGCUUCUGAGGAGGAUGACGAGGCACCUGAAGGAGAGGAGGUAGCUGAGGAGGAGGAGGAUGGUCAUGAUGAUGAUGACUCUGAGGAAGAGGAUGCAGCUGAGGCAGAGGAGGAUGACGAUGAGCUUGAAGAUGAGGACACAGCAAAUGAGACAACUGAAGAGGAGCCUGCUGACGACAUCCUGGAAUACCGCUCUGGCUCUUUGUGUAGUGUGUGCUCCAUCUGUGAGCACUGCUCUAAAAACUGCGACCAAUGCCCCUGUGAAGACGGAGAUGAGUCGGAACACUGUGAGAUCUGCCAAGAAUGCUCAUCCUGCUACAUCUGCCCGAUACUGUGUGACACAAUUUGCACACCAGGUGGCCUUGUUGAUGAGCUCAGUGGCUCUCUCUUUCAGACUGUGGCUUCUUUUCUCUGAGCAACCCGGAGACUGCGCCCUUUAACACCACCCUGUGGUAGCAUGAGGUACUGCGCCCAGGAUUGGCGCUGUCCGGCUGUUCAUACCUCUCCAGCAACAUGAGGACUCCCACAAGAGCUUGUCAUGAGUCUGACAGCUGACUGAAACACAAAAACACAUUUAGGUUUUAGCACAUGUUUAGGUAUGAUUUUUAAUUUGUAAUGAGAGCUGAAAAACAAUUAUAGAGUCUUUUAUUUAUUGAAAACAGCCUAGCUGAGGCUAUUGCAUAAUUUCUAAGGACUCUUUUUUUUGCAGGAUCAUUUUUGUAAAACAGUUUUUGUUGAGCUAUAAUUUUAGUAGGUCUAUCUUGUUGGAGGGAAUUUGUAGAAAUGCACUGGAAAAUCUGCUGCUCGUGCAAGAGCGUAACUUUGGUCUGAAAAGUGUUUGGUGGGAAGGCUGUAGGGUUCCUCUCCUUGGAAAAAAUCAGCGAUUUGCAUCUCAUUUUCGACAUUUCUACAUAUAUUUUAGGACUUCAAAAUCUGGGAAAUAAUUAUGUUGGUGUUAUCAUGCUAAAAUCUGCCAGAAUAGUGCUAAAUAUAUAUGGCAUUUUUUGAGUAUAUCAGAGCCAAAUCAGCAGCCUAAUACACAUUUUCAGUCAGAAUCUGACAGCUGGCCAAACAGUAGUAUAUUAAGCAAGAUUUAUGUUGUUAGAAAAUAACGUGUUUUUUGGGGAUGGUAUCACUUAUUCUUUUUUUACAGCAAAAUUUCACACGUGUCAAUUCAAAAACAGCUUCUACAAUGCUCCCACUUCUCAUCUGGUAAUACAUUUCUCCUUAUCUGUAAAAUUUGGUUCAAUGUAGGCGGCAUGUACAUCACAUGCACAGGUUAUACCUGUCUCAAAUUUGCUUCUAAUUAGCUGUUUUUGCUAUGUUUACUUUUAGUUUUCUAUGACUUUGAAGGUAUUUCUACUAUUACUUUUGUGCAUAUGCUCGUGACAACGGCUCAACUCUAAAACUGCAGUUGAUGUCAAAUAAAAAAAAAUGUCAGUAACUUAAAAUACAGCAUAUUUAACUCACAAAUGUGCCUGUAAAGUUAGGUAUUUUGCUUUAGCCUUUGUGAUAUACAUGCUGUAAAUUCUAAAUGGUGAACGAUAAUGAAUUGGGUUUAGACAGAAAAGUUGUUCGGUGACUUUUAGUUUAGAGUAUGAAUACAUUUUAGUGUAGAAAGAGCAUAACAAGUGCAGUAAGCUACAUGUAUUGCUGUUUCUGGAAUAAAUAACAUCUGUUCACCCUUUCA
Messenger RNA from Epinephelus fuscoguttatus (brown-marbled grouper), 2854 nucleotides. Its product is annotated as cilia- and flagella-associated protein 251. Gene Ontology annotation, molecular function: calcium ion binding. The record is from RefSeq and is a predicted model, not a curated record. Lineage: Eukaryota; Metazoa; Chordata; Actinopteri; Perciformes; Serranidae. The coding region runs from base 413 to 1579 and encodes 388 amino acids. The transcript has 6 exons.